Molecule: messenger RNA, 3151 nt
Organism: Oncorhynchus keta (chum salmon)
Lineage: Eukaryota; Metazoa; Chordata; Actinopteri; Salmoniformes; Salmonidae
Product: LIM and calponin homology domains-containing protein 1-like
Exons: 13
Coding region: 953-2587 (544 amino acids)
Biological process (GO): regulation of focal adhesion assembly; positive regulation of stress fiber assembly
Cellular component (GO): stress fiber
Molecular function (GO): myosin II head/neck binding
Source: RefSeq, a predicted model, not a curated record
UGGACCCAACCAACUCUACAAGAACACCCCCUCUGGUGGACCCAACCAACUCUACAAGAACACCCCCUCUGGUGGACCCAACCAACUCUACAAGAACACCCCCUCUGGUGAACCCAACCAACUCUACCAGAACACCCCCUCUGGUGAACCCAACCAACUCUACCAGAACACCCCCUCCGAUGGACCCAACCAACUCUACAAGAACACCCCCUCCGAUGGACCCAACCAACUCUACAAGAACACCCCCUCCGAUGGACCCAACCAACUCUACCAGAACACCCCCUCCGAUGGACCCAACCAACUCUACAAGAACACCCCCUCUGGUGGACCCAACCAACUCUACCAGAACACCCCCUCUGGUGGACCCAACCAACUCUACCAGAAUACCCCCUCUGGUGGACCCAACCAACUCUACCAGAACACCCCCUCUGGUGAACCCAACCAACUCUACAAGAACACCCCCUCUGGUGGACCCAACCAAAUCUACCAGAACACCCCCUCUGGUGGACCCAACCAACUCUACCAGAACACCCCCUCUGGUGAACCCAACCAACUCUACCAGAACACCCCCUCUGGUGGACCCAACCAACUCUACAAGAACAUCCCCUCUGGUGGACCCAACCAACUCUACAAGAACAUCCCCUCUGGUGGACCCAACCAACUCUACAAGAACACCCCCUCUGGUGGACCCAACCAACUCUACCAGAACACCCCCUCUGGUGGACCCAACCAACUCGACAGACACAAACAGCAACCCAGCAGUGGCGUUUCCACAGCAACAGGAACUGAAGCCCCGCCCUCUAGAACCCCAACCAGGAAGUGUCUCGAGGACAACCCCUAUCUCUCCUCCCCCUCUUCUCCCUCCACCCUCCUCUCCUCCCACACCCACACUCCUCCUCCCACCCCUCCUCUCCCCCAGCUUAGUGGGAGGGAAAAAAGGAGGGAGGAGGGGAUGGAGAGAGGGAUGGAGAUAGGGAAGGAGAGAGAGUUGGAGAGAGGGAAAGAGAGAGAGAUGGAGAGAGGAGAGGAGACAGAGAUGGAGAGAGAGAAGGAGAGAGGAGAGGAGACAGAGAUGGAGAGAGGAGAGGAGACAGAGAUGGAGAAAGAGAAGGAGAGAGGGCAGGAGAUAGAGAUGGAGAGAGGAAAGGAGACAGAGAUGAAGGAGAGAUGGAAGGAGAUAGAGAUUGAGAGAGGAGAGGAGACAGAGAUGGAGAGAGGGAAGAAGGUGGGAGAGUCUAACAGAAGACCUUUCUGGGUGGAAGACAAUGAUCUGCCUCCAAUGAUGUUGAGCAGGAGAGUGUCUAAGAUGUCUGAGGAGUUGGAGAGCAUAAGUAUAAUUAACAUGCACAGUGAGGAAGAAGGGGCGGGACUACUUCAGCCUCUCGACCAAUCACGAUAUGACGGCAUGCAGGAACAGUACACCAAUCACCAGGAGGAGGAGGAGGAAUGGCAAGACGACCUAGCCCGGUGGAAGAGUCGUCGCCGCAGUGCUUCUCAGGAUCUGAUCAGGAAGGAGGAGGAGAGGAAGCGGAUGGAGAGGAUGAUGAAGGAGGAGGAGGGAGGCCACACCCAGAAGAAGAAGAACAUCAAGACGUACAGAGAGAUCGUAGAGGACAAAGAGCGUAGGGAGGCGGAGCUGUGUGAUGCGUACAGGAGGGCGGGCUCUAAAGCGGAAGCUGCCAUGGUUCUCCAGCGUUACGCUCUCCGCUUCACCAUCAGUGAUUCAACGCUGGACAGUCUGCAGCUACCUAGAACCAUUACUACUGACCAGAACCCUGAGUCUAGAACCAUUACUACCAACCAGAACCCUGAGUCUAGAACCAUUACUACUGACCAGAACCCUGAGUCUAGAACCAUUACUACCAACCAGAACCCUGAGUCUAGAACCAUUACUACUGACCAGAACCCUGAGUCUAGAACCAUUACUACCAACCAGAACCCUGAGUCUAGAACCAUUACUACUGACCAGAACCCUGAGUCUAGAACCAUUACUACUGACCAGAACCCUGAGUCUAGAACCAUUACUACUGACCAGAACCCUGAGUCUAGAACACCUGCUAACAACCAGAACCCUGAGUCUAGAACCAUUACUACUGACCAGAACCCUGAGUCUAGAACCAUUACUGCUGACCGGAACUCUGAGUCUAGAACCAUUACUACUCACCAGAACCCUAACCCUAGAACCAUUAUUACUAACCAGAACCCUGAGUCUAGAACCAUUACUGCUGACCAGAACCCUGAGUCUAGAACCAUUAGUACUGACCAGAACCCUGAGUCUAGAAGCAUAAUUACUAACCAGAACCCUGAGUCUAGAACCAUUACUGCUGACCACAACCCUGACUCUGACCCUGACAACCGAGAACGAGCUGAUAACGGACUAGAGGCCAUGCAGACUGACACAAAGCAAGAGCCCCGAGCCACCCCCAAAAAAAAAUCUCUGUCACACACACCCAACACACACACACCCAACACACACAGCUCCAAACCCAAAACACCCAACACACCCACACACAAAACCACUCCACACAAGGUCAGCACACACUCCUCCCUCCCAUCUCCCCCCCCUCGCGGCCCCUCCCUCUCCUAACAGCCAAGCCCUACUGCCAGCCACCACAGACACAGCCUGGACACAAGCCUGCUAAGCCCACCGAACUCCCUGGUGCCAAUCAGAAGACACAGGUGUCGGCCGUCAGCGCCCUGAUUGGAGGGAGGAACUGUGUUGUCACGACGACCAUCGUGACGGAACUCACCCAGACACACCUGCAGCCACGUCCGUUAGAUAUGCUCAGCAACACACAGGUGAACGGCUCCAUGGCAUUGUCAAGGAGAUCAGGGGAGGAGGCGGGGUCUGACUCUUCAUUGCUUAGCAACCAGAACACCUACUCAUCCUCGGUGACAGGAGGACUGGAGGGGAGCAGUGGGACGAUGGAGAGCCCCAUGUUGAACCUGGCUAAGCGUGUAGAUCACUGGGUGUGGAACCCUGAGGAUGAGAGGAGACGACAGGAGAAGUGGCAGCAGGAGCAGGAGAGAUUCCUACAGGUGUGUGAGAGGAGACUACAGGAGAGAUGAUAACAGGAGAGGAGAUAACAGGAGAGAUUCCUACAGGUGUGUGAGAGGAGACUACAGGAGAGGAGAUAACAGGAGAGGAGAU